Messenger RNA from Trichomycterus rosablanca, 4179 nucleotides. RefSeq names its product Rho GTPase activating protein 17a (gene arhgap17a). The record is from RefSeq and is a predicted model, not a curated record. Gene Ontology annotation, molecular function: GTPase activator activity; protein binding. The coding region runs from base 355 to 2898 and encodes 847 amino acids. Gene Ontology annotation, biological process: signal transduction; regulation of actin cytoskeleton organization; regulation of Rac protein signal transduction. Gene Ontology annotation, cellular component: intracellular anatomical structure; cytosol; cytoplasm. The transcript is spliced from 20 exons. Lineage: Eukaryota; Metazoa; Chordata; Actinopteri; Siluriformes; Trichomycteridae.
AGUCAUGAGGAGAGUUUCCAGCUCCAGCAGCUGAUGUGUCAACUUUCUCCUUCGCACGCUGCCACAACAUGGGACUUCCACAUCCGUCCUCGAUAUGCUGAAGGACUCAGAGAGGAAAAGCUUGUUCGGCUCGUCACAGAAAAUCGCUUCUGUUUCACAUUUUACACCGAGCUACGGUUUCAUAUCGAAGUGCUGCUAGCCGAAGCAGCUAGCCGAGAAGCUACAGCUAAUCAUCUCCCGGUUACGUUCCCGGUUCAGCCGAGAUGAUUCAGAGGAUUUUCGGCUGAUGAAGCAGCUGGAAGGUCGCGGCUCUUUAUUUCCAGAUAUUUGGAUUGUUUGGACUACAAGGCAAAAAUGAAGAAGCAGUUCAAUCGGAUGAAACAACUCGCCAACCAGACAGUUGGCAGAGCCGAGAAAACAGAAGUCCUCAGCGAUGACCUCUUACAGAUCGAACGGCGCAUGGAGCUGGUGCGAGCUAUAUCCCACAACACACAGAAAAAACUGGUCUUUUGUCUGCAGGGACAGAUAGGCACAGAUGCUGAGAAGAGACAUAAAAAGCUUCCGCUGAUUGCUUUAUCACAGGCGAUGCAAGAUGGCGUCAGUCAAUUAGGGGAGGAGUCUGUUAUCGGAAAAAUGAUGGAGGUGUGUGGUGAGGCAGAGAACAGACUGGCGUCUGAGCUGAUGCAACAUGAGCUUCACAUCGAGAGGGACAUUUUAGACCCACUCAAUCAGUUGGCUGAGGUGGACAUCCCAAAUAUACUCAAACAGAGGAGGCAGCUUGCCAAACUGGUGCUAGACUAUGAUUCUGCCAAAACAAGGUGGUCGCAGGCGACCAAGUCCAUAAUCUCGGGAACAAACACACAAGCUCUGACAGCCAAGGCGGAUUCUCUUAAGGAAGAGAUGGACGAAGCAAUGAACAAAAUGGAGCUGUGCAAGGAUCAACUUUCUGCUGACAUGUAUAAUUUCUCCUCAAAGGAAGGAGACUAUGCGUGCCACUAUGUAACGUUAUUAGAGGCUCAAGCUGAUUACCAUCGAAAAUCACUGGCUGUGCUGGAAAGCGUCCUGCCUACUAUUCAGGCACAGCAAGACUCGUGGACCGAGAAGCCAGCAUUUGGAACAGGCUUGGACGAGCACCUGAAGCGCAGUGGAAGAGAGAUAGCGCUGCCCAUAGAGGCCUGUGUGAUGAUGCUGUUGGAGACGGGCAUGAAGGAAGAGGGCCUUUUCCGAAUAACUGCGGGAGCCUCUAAACUGAAGAAGCUGAAGGCAGCACUGGACUGUUCCACCUCUCAGCUUGAGGAGUUCUACUCCGACCCCCAUGCUGUUGCUGGGGCACUGAAGUCUUAUCUAAGGGAACUGCCUGAGCCUCUUAUGACCUUUCAGCUGUAUGAUGAGUGGAUUCAGGCAUCCAAUAUAUCUGACCCAGACAAAAGGUUACAAGCCUUGUGGGUGACCUGUGAUCAACUACCAAAGAACAACAAAGCAAACUUUAGGUAUCUGGUGAAGUUUCUUGCAAAGCUAGCUCAAGACAGCGAGAUUAACAAGAUGACCCCCAGCAACAUUGCAAUUGUUCUAGGACCAAAUCUGUUAUGGCCAAAAAUGGAGGGGAGCCUAGCGGAGAUGGCAGCUGCUACCUCUGUCCAUGUGGUUAUUAUUAUUGAGCCCAUCAUCCAACAUGCAGACUGGUUUUUCCCUGAAGACGUGGAAUUCAAUGUAUCAGGCAUGUUUUCGAUGCCUGCUCCACCGACCAACCAUGUCAACAAUCUGUCCAUUCCUGACUACGACUCUGGUACAAUAGACAGAAAGAGACCUAACAGCAUGGUGGGACCUGAGAAUGAUUUGGGCAGACGAGACAGCUCUGCUAACAAAUUAAUGGAGCACAAUCACCGUAGAGGCAGUACGCUAACUAGAAAGCCUGCCUUCCAGCCCCCUCUGCCCCCGGUGGAGGCUGUAAGUACUGCAGGAAGCCAGUCUGCAACUGAGCUCCUGCUCCAGCAGCCUUCACCAGAGGGUCUGGGCAUGGAAGUGUGCCAGCCUAGUCUGGCAUUGGGGAUGGCAGCCUUAGCAGCAGCGCAGCAGCUUCUGGCCCAACACACUGAGGAGAUCAGCUCAAAGUCAUGUGACUCGGCAUCCACGCCUCCAGCUCAGAGAAAUGGUAGUGGAGGUUCAUCACAGCUGAAUGUGACUCCUCCGGCAGCGGGAUCAUCAGCACACAGUCCUCACGUGUCACUGAGAGCUAUGAAGAAGCCAGCUCCUGCACCUCCUAAACCAGCCAACCCACCUUCAGGGCAGAUAAGCAGCCAGUCUACUUCACAGCCUACAUGUGGGACUCCUCAAUCCCUGUCUCCAUCUCCUAGACCACUCUCUGCUAAUUCUCCAACCAAUUCGAGUUCCAGCCAGUCAGUAGCUCAACCUAACUCCACACUUCGGCGCCAUUCAAGCAACCAGCCUCCAAUCCAAGCCCCCAGCCAUCCACCUCCAGAGCCUCCUACUCAGGUCACUCCUUCUGCCCAGCAGACAGCUGUAGGCCAAACAGUCGGAGAGACGGGUGAGGAGCCAUCACCACCCAGCACUCCUAGUCCCCCAAACACUCCUCCACCUUUGUCUCCUGAAACCGCAAAUACCAACACCCCACCACAGUUUCAGACUGGCUCCCUGCCUCGGCCUAGGCCGGUGCCUAAACCACGCAACAGACCCACGGUUCCACCUCCACCACAGCCUCAGAGUGCAGCCAGCGACACCACUGACAACGACAUGUGGAGCACUGCAUACAAACUCAUGGAUCCGGGAAUGCAAUUCAAAGGAUUGAAUCGUGCCAUAAUCCCUGACAUUGUCCCAGAUCAGCAGUGUGUCACUCAGCUAAAGGACUCGGACCUGGACACAGAGAGCACCGUUCUAUAAAGAGAAGGACAUGGCUGCUUUAAACCUGUCACCUUUUCCCCACAAACAAAAGACUCUUUAAAAUGCUGCUGUUCUCACCAUUUCACCAAAGAUCUCGUCAGCCUGGCUGCAUUCUUCCAAAGACUCGGACCAUUGGUGGUGUAAGAGAAACAGUGGCAUGGCUCCAAACAGGUUUAAAACAGUCUCUCAUAUUCAAAUGUAACAAGGACCUGGGAAAUUGGGUUUGAGGUACUAUUCUUAAGUGGCCUUAGUUUUUUUUUUUCAAGUGCAGAUUAUGUUAGGUUUGGGAUAAAGGUAAAUAGAAACCGUAUACUGUUUAAAAUGUAGCUUCUGACUGCAGGUUUCCAGUCAGGUAGUGACUUCUAAACUGUCCUACGUCUAUUUUCAUCUACACCUUUCAUCUACACCUACAUUAUGUCAGUAUCUCAGUUUUUUCUAUUUUUCUUUUAAGCGUCUUAUAAUGCCUGUCAUGUUAGUGAAUUAUGCAAUAUAUUACCAAUAUUAUUAUUACAAUAUAAGGUAUAAACAUGUCACGGUUAGUAUUCUGCCUUCAAAGGUUUUUGCUUUUUCCUUUACUUUGGGCAUUGAUGUGAUGAGUCCACAAUGACUAAUUUCACAGCAUAAGCUCAUAUGUGUACAUUAAUUCAGUUAUCUGUGUAUAAAAAGUCUGUCUUUACUGUUUAGCAAACUGUACAAUCGACCAAUUACAAACAGACAAAUUAUAAACCAGAAAGACUGUGACUUGUUGGACAAGAACAUUAACUCUGCUCAACUUUGUCUUACUGAGUUCCAACUACACCAUUUCAUCCUUCCACAGCUGCCCCCUCAUCCAAAAAUGUCUAAAUAAUGUCAAGUAAGACCAUUCUCAACAUUAUGUACUUCUACACUUAGGACGAUUUUUGUAAUAUGUUUGUUCACAGGCCUUGCCCUUACAUUGCUGCCUUACACUGUCUGAAGUUUGGGAAAUGAAGUGAAUUCAAAAGUUUUGAUGGUGUGACAGAGGUGGACACAAUAAAAUGCUUGCUAUUAUUAAGAAUAAUCAAAAAGCAGAUUAACAGCUUCUGUUGGUGUUUUUUAAUUAUGUCUUGGAGGCUCCUUUUACUUGUAAGCUGCACCCUCUUUUGCUGCAUCCUUAUUGCCUUUAUUCUUCUUCAUUUGUCUGCCACAAGAGCCGGUGCUGCGUUGGCCACACAGUUUCUAAUAACACAAACAUCUCCACCAGACUUUUUCUUUUUUUAAAUCUAGCAAGUCCUAACCCUUCAGCACACACAGAACAUACCU